Molecule: messenger RNA, 2416 nt
Organism: Ochotona curzoniae (black-lipped pika)
Lineage: Eukaryota; Metazoa; Chordata; Mammalia; Lagomorpha; Ochotonidae
Gene: P2RY12
Product: purinergic receptor P2Y12
Exons: 3
Coding region: 505-1533 (342 amino acids)
Biological process (GO): blood coagulation; G protein-coupled receptor signaling pathway
Cellular component (GO): membrane
Molecular function (GO): G protein-coupled purinergic nucleotide receptor activity
Source: RefSeq, a predicted model, not a curated record
UGCCUUGCUUCAUCACGCUCUUUGCCGACCCCAUAGAGGAGGAUUGUGCGCUGGUUACAUUCAUGACUUGAAGAUUCAUCCUGCAAAGAAGAAAACGCAUGCUGAAACCCCUGUGUGCCACGGUGGGCUGGCAUUCCACUAGCUGCAGCUCCUCCAUGGUUGGCUGGCAUCGCCACCAUUCUGUCAAAGCCUUUCAGCCUCCACUGGACACACCCGUGCCUAACCACUCUGGAAUCUGCUAAAGUAAAAAACAAACAAACAAACAAAAAACAAAGUUAUCAACUGACCUGAAGGAUGAAUAGAAGCAUUUGAGGUGGGCCAGCAUGACAGAGACACCCAAGACUUCUUGACAAAAAAAGAGCAGGAGAGUUUCGUAAAAUGGUUUGGCAACUGAACUAAGACAGUGAACAGAAACAUCCAAUGCCUCUGCGGGUGCCUUGAUCUACUGACUGGAUAAACUCAAGUCCUCCAGAAUCGACAGGAUAACCAGGUAGCAAAGAAGAAAUGGCGGCCAUUGCUAACCUCACUGCCGGGCCGAGCAACAGCAGUCUCUGUGCCAGAGAUUACAAGAUCACGCAGGUUCUCUUCCCACUGCUCUACACGGUCCUGUUCUUCACAGGACUCAUCACCAACAGCCUGGCGAUGAGGAUUUUUUUUCAAAUCCGCAGUAAAUCCAACUUCAUCAUUUUUCUGAAGAACACGGUGAUUUCCGACCUCCUCAUGAUCCUGACUUUCCCGUUCAAAAUUCUCAGCGACGCCAAGCUGGGAACGGGACCCCUGAGGACCUUUGUGUGUCGGGUGACCUCAGUCAUAUUCUACUUCACAAUGUACAUCAGCAUUUCCUUCCUAGGGCUGAUCACUAUCGAUCGCUACCAGAAGACCACCCAGCCAUUUAGGACAUCCAACUCCACCAGCCUCCUGGGGGCCAAGAUUCUGUCUGCCGUCAUCUGGGCAUUCAUGUUCUUACUCUCGCUGCCGAAUAUGAUUCUAACCAACAAGAGGCCGAGGGACAGCAAUGAGAAGAAGUGUUCUUUCCUGAAAUCAGAGUUCGGUCUGGUCUGGCAUGAGAUAGUGAACUACAUCUGUCAGGUCAUCUUUUGGAUUAACUUUUUAAUUGUCAUCGUUUGUUACACACUCAUCGCCAAGGAGCUCUACAAGUCAUACCUGAGAACCAAGGGUGCAGGCCAAGUCCCCAGGAAAAGGGUCAAUGGCAAAGUCUUCAUUAUUAUUGCCGUCUUCUUUAUUUGUUUCGUGCCUUUCCACUUUGCUCGAAUUCCCUACACGCUGAGCCAGACCCGGGAUGUCUUUAACUGCACUGCUGAGAAUGCGCUGUUCUAUCUCAAAGAGAGUACGCUGUGGUUAACGUCCUUGAAUGCAUGCCUUGACCCCUUCAUCUACUUUUUCCUCUGCAAGUCCUUCAGAAGUUCCCUGACAAACAUGCUGAAGUGUCCCAAGUCUGCAUCACUUACAUCCCCAGAAAAGAGGAAAAAGGGACAGGACGGUGAUGACCCCAGUGAAGAGACCCCAAUAUAAAUCAAUGGACAGUGCCGGGGUUCAGAAUCCCUGAAGGCAAAGCCCUCAGUGGAACUGUGACCACUGACCAGGUAAAAGCCAAGUUAGUGAAAUUGGCUUUUCAGACAAGUCACAGAAGACUCUGACAGGAUUGUGCAGUGACUUUUCCACUGCUAAAAGCUAACUGAAAGUGCAGUGAAACAACCUAAGCUAUAACUGCAUGGCAAAACAAACUCUACUGUCGUGCUGCUUGGAACACUGUACAUAAUUCAUAAUCUGCAGUUUUGACAAGGGUUAUAAAAAUACAAGGUGAUUAAAAAAACAGAAAGCACAAUUCCUUUAUAAAUAACAAAGAAUGGUAAAUCCAACACAAUUUUCUGAAUAAAAAUUAAACUUAUUAAUCCCACUUACCCAAAUUGACAAUGAUACUUAUUAAAGAAAUUUAGGUGAAUGCCAGAGAGAAUAACUACUAACUUUUAAUUCCUAGCAAAACAAAACAAAACAAAAACACAAAAAAACCCUAGGAGACAUAAGCUAGUUGAAAUAGUAUUUGAUUAGAAAAUGUUUGAAUAUUAAGAUUUUUUAAAUAUUUUUUUCAAUAAACACUAGAAAUAUCAAGGGAGGUUCGAAUGAAGUACUUUCACGAUAUGCUAAUACUAAAACAAUUAUGAAUAGUUUUUAACACUAGAGAAAGGUUUUCCUAAUAUGUUAACGAUUUCAGUAGAUGGAAUGUCAUCAUUGAUAGUUUUCUUCAUUAAUCAGCUCUCACAAACUUCCUGCUUCUGCUAAUGAAAAAAUGACUGAUUUGAUUACACGGUUACUCAUAAAAAGUGACUGGAUUGUUUGAAUUCUCUAUUUGUAAUUGUGGAUAUUGCAUAAAAAGUUACAAUAAAGCUUAAUCAUA